ACCUUGCCACAGCAGGGAGAGAGGGAAGUAGACGCUGAGAGAGAGAGAGAGAGAGAGAGAGAGAGAGAGAGAGAAGGCACUUGCUGGAGCAGAGCGAGGGAAGUAGACGCUGAGAGAGGGAGAAGGAGACGUUGGGUCAGAGCAGAAUUUCAACAGUUGUAAGCGUACAGUUGGCCAUCAACUACUAAAAGGAUGUCAGCAUCUGUGAAAUUCAGCAGCCUUGCACCAAAGACCAAGAACCUGAUUGUAGCCGGAGGUCUGACAGGGUUUGUCUUCGGGGUGUAUUUCUACACCAUGAGGGCCGUUGGAGGAACAGACGAGCUGCAGGUAGCAAUUGACAAGUUUGAAGAGCAGAAAAGCAAGGCAGAGGAUGUAACAGGUCCUUUGUCGAAGUCCUGAAAACUAGGGCAUUUUCCAUUCUGGUCAGUUUCCCUGGGUGGUCGCUUCUUAUUAGGUCAUGAAGUGAGUUUUCACCACAAACCAAAGGAUUAGUCAAUGAAACUUUUCCUUUUUUGGAAAGGAUUUAGUUAAUGAUUUCAUUCUCCUGUUGAUAGUUCUUGUUAAAGAAAUGGUAAAUAAAAUAUCAAUGACCAAGUGCUGUGGGCUAUAAUAUCCAAGGGGGAGCCUGGACAUAUUCGCUGA
Magnolia sinica is the source of this 642-nucleotide messenger RNA. RefSeq lists its product as uncharacterized. The record is from RefSeq and is a predicted model, not a curated record. Bases 193 to 399 code for a protein of 68 amino acids. Lineage: Eukaryota; Viridiplantae; Streptophyta; Magnoliopsida; Magnoliales; Magnoliaceae. The transcript is spliced from 2 exons.